AUGGCUACAAGACUCGACCGGUUGGUAUUACUAUUAGACACUGGCUCAACCACUGCAGUCAGACGAACAGCUGCUCAACAAUUAGGCGAAAUCCAAAAGCAGCAUCCUGGAGAACUGUAUAAUUUAUUAUCAAGAGUCGUCGUUCACCUUCGAAGCAAAGCAUGGGAUACACGCUGGGCUGCAGGUCAAGCACUUGAAGCCAUUGCUGCCAAUGUGCCAGCUUGGGAUCCAAGCUUAACAGACGCUGCUACUGAUGAUACGAUGGAUAUUGAUCAAGAGCAAGAUGUACACAAACUACGCUUCAGCCAAUUUGAUCUUGCCUCAGUACUUCAGCACGGAAAACUUUUAUUAGGCUCUGCAGGGAAAGAAUACGAUAUAGAUUUUUCAGACAUGACACCACAAGAACGCUUAGAAUUACAAAGACGCAACCUCAAGGAACGCUUGGGUCUUGCAAGCCAGUUUAUGGAUGUGGACUUGGUCGAUGAUGCUGAUUUAGACAACAACAAGACAAAUCAAGCUACCAAAGCUGUGACGAAAAGUCCUUCACCUUCGCCAUCUACCUCCACAGUAGCAGUAAAUGCACCCACACCCGCAGUAGCAGAAAUCAAUAUGGCUGGAUUAUCCGCUCGUGAGAGAAAUAUGCUGAAACGUAAAAUGAAAUUAGAGUCGAAAAUGAAGGGAAAGAAAGAAAAAGUUCGCGUGAUGGAUUUGAAAGGCAAAGCAGAGCCAAAAGCUGUCAAAGUGGAAUCCAAAGAAGAGUUUGAAUUCACAGCACAACCCCAAUCCGAUAAGUUUGUUGUAGAAGUCAAGAAGCCAGCACCCUCUGUAGACGACACGGUGGAUGAAGUUCAGCGUGAUUGGCCAUUCAAGAUGGUAUGCGAACACUUGUGCUUGGAUUUGUUUGAUCCUGCUUGGGAGAUUCGACAUGGUGCUGGUAUCGGUUUACGAAGCAUUCUGAAAGCGCAUGGCGAAGGUGCAGGCAAAAGAUUGGGCGACAAAUCGAGAAACGAGGAGCUACACAACGCAUGGCUGGAGGAUGUUGCUAUUCGAUUACUGUGUGUGUUUGCUUUGGAUCGAUUUGCUGACUUUGUCUCUGACCAAGUUGUAUGUCCAGUGAGAGAGACCUGUUCGCAGACAUUGGGUGUCGUUCUGCAGUACAUGACAGCCAGCUCAGUCGAGAAGGUACACGAAAACCUGCUCAAGCUCAUCAACCAAGACGAUCCGUCAUUUGGUGGCCGAUCCAUUUGGGAAGUCAGACAUGCUGGAUUACUUGGAUUAAAAUACACAGUGGCUGUCAGAAAGGAUUUGGUCGACAUGCUCGUUGAUGGCACUACAGGUGCCGUUAUUCUCGGCCUGCGAGACCACGACGACGAUGUGCGCGCUGUCAGUGCUGCCACCUUACUGCCCAUCACUGCAGAGUUUGUACGUAUGAGCUCCAAAGGCCGUAUUCGAGAUGUGAUUACAACGUUGUGGGAUUGUCUUAUCGACCUGAAAGAUGACUUGACCGCUUCCACUGGCGCUGUGAUGGAUCUCAUUGCCAAGAUGUUUGAACAACCUGGUGUCAUGGAGAUUGUACGUGAAGGCUGUAGCCUAUCAGAACUCGUGCCUCGACUGCAUCCCUUCUUUCGACACACGAUCACUGGUGUACGUAUGGCUGUUCUGAACACGCUGCUGACAUUCAUCGAAUGCGGUACAUCCGCUGAAUGGGUCGACGAACGCGUGUAUCGCUUGGUAUUUCAAAAUUUGAUUGUAGAAGAAAAAGUAGACAUCAUUGAAAAAACAUUGGCUGUGUGGAAGGGACUGACCAUCAGCGGCAAAGUGGACACACAACUCGUUUUGCAAGGCACACAAAACUGGCUUGGUAGUUGGUUCGAGAUUACAAUGACGCCUAUUGGGCAGCCCUUGGACACUGCAUCCUACUUUUACAAACCACCUGGAGCCUUUGGCAACGGCGGUACAUUAGCAACAACCACAUCAGCACCAGUCGUUGAUAAAACCAGCAAGAAGAUGGCCAAGAAGGCAAAGACAAAUCAAACAAGCAGCGACAUCAGCAAAGAGGCAGCAGCUACUACUGCAGACAGCAGAGACGAUGGCCACAAUCUGGACGCUGGCAUGAUCGCUCAAGACUUCUCCUUGAUUACCACCAACCAAGUCAUGCGAUGUCGUAUUGCUUGCACAACAGCGUUGGGUAUGGCAAUGAGCACAUGGCCUGAUGAUUCGAUGGAGAUGUCUUAUCAGGAAGUGAUCCUGACACUGUUGACCUCGCAAUGGGCACUGAAGCGCCAAUUGGGUGCGAUGGCGGUGGAGGAAUGGGCCAAGGCAGUACUCAAGACACGCUACAACGCUGACUGUAUCAGCCAUGCACCUGAAGAUGCCAUUUUGGCAAACACACACAACUUUCCCAAGACAUUGUCCAACGCCAUGAUUGCUAAUCUCGAUAAUGCGGCCAAGCACACAACUGGAUUUUACUUUGAGCUCGUACACGUGUUAAAGCGUAUUAGAGGCGAAUGCCAAAACCUGGUAAAUGCCUUCCAUGCAGAAGCUCAAGUCCCUAUUGAACAUAUUCCCACAUUGCCUACUUUGGUCCCUGGAGAAGCGUUACCCGAGCAAGGCCCCUUGUUCACGAUUGAAACAGCUACCUCCGUCGUAGGCGAUACCUUUGAACAGCUGAUGGGCAAGAUACCCAAGAUCAAGGGCAGAGCAGCCAUCAUUACAGCAUUGGACGAACGUCAGCGUCGAGUCGUGGGCUCCAUUGGCUACUUUGAAGAGCUCAAGCAAAAGAUCGAAAUCAACGUCUAUGCCAGUACAGCUGGAGCAGUGAUUGAAUUGGGCGUGUUGCCAGCCAAACUGAAUCCUGUGAUUCGUAGUGUGAUGAACAGCAUCAAAUUCGAGGAAAACCUGGAACUGCAAGAACGUUCUGCUGCGACUCUGACGGAUCUGAUUGCUCUUUGUGAACGUUCUCAAUCGCGCGUCAACCCCAACGACAAAAUCGUCAAGAACCUGUGUACCUUUUUGUGUUCUGAUACGACAGUGACACCUGUGCUGGAGGACAAUCAGACCAAAUCAGGCAUCUUGUCCAUUCAAAAGGAAGAAACAGGCGGCAAAGCAACUUCUGCAGCAACAACAGCAAAUACCAAGGAAGUCUUGACGCAGGAACAAAAGGACGCUCAGCUGAUGAAGCGUGGUGCUGAAAUCUCGUUGCGCAAACUCUGUGAUACCUUUGGAGACCGCGUGUUUGAAAUCGUGCCCAAACUAAUGCAGUGUAUCACCCAAAAGGUCAUGGAGGCAUUCCCUGAAAACGCAGAUGUUACCAGCACAGUGGAGAAGGCAGAUCAGGCCAUUAGCGAGCAAUUCCAAUUGGGACAAGAAGUGAUUGACGGAUUGACUAUAUUGACCAUGGUCGUGCCUUAUCUGUCUGAAGGCCUCUGGCCACAGAUCUGCGAAUUCAUCCCCUACGUCUGUCGUACUCUGCAAUCGUGUUAUGCCGUCAUUCGUUCAGUCAGUGCUCGUUGUCUUGCUGCUAUCGCUAAUGUUAUUACCACCAAAACCAUGCAGGUCAUUGUGGACCAUGUCUUGCCUCAAUUAGGAAACACACUGAACUCCUAUUAUCGUCAAGGUGCUGCUGAACUCGUCUACCAUCUCGUGCAAUUACUGGAUACAAAGAUCUUGCCGUACACCAUCUUUUUGAUCGUGCCUAUCCUGGGCCGCAUGAGUGAUGCGGAUGAAGCGGUGCGUCUCAUUUGCACCAAUUGCUUUGCUCUUUUGAUCAAGCUUGUUCCCCUAGAAGCUGGUAUCCCAGAUCCUCCAGGCAUGUCUGCAGAGAUGUUGGCACAUCGUGAUGAAGAGCGUCGCUUUUUGUCUCAAUUGCUGGACAGCUCGAAGGUCGAGAGUUACGAAAUCCCUGUCAAGAUCCAUGCUGAAUUGCGUAAAUACCAACAGGAAGGCGUCAAUUGGUUGGCAUUCCUCAAUAAGUUCCAUCUGCAUGGUAUUCUCUGUGAUGAUAUGGGUUUGGGUAAGACGCUGCAGUCUAUUUGUAUUCUUGCUGGUGACCACUUUCAUCGAGCCCAAAAGUUUACAGAGACAAAGUCUCCUGAAUGGGCAGCAAGUCCCUCGUUGGUCAUUUGUCCUCCUACGCUGACAGGCCAUUGGUUCCAUGAAAUCAAGCACUAUUGCGACAAUUUGAAGCCGUUGCUGUAUACAGGUGGACCAGCAGAAAGAAAGAGACUUCGCGCUUCCAUUUUGAAAAACGACGUAAUCAUCAUGUCUUACGAUAUCAUCAGAAACGACAUUGAAGAGCUAUCAUCCAUCACUUGGAAUUACUGCAUCUUGGAUGAGGGUCAUAUCAUCAAAAAUGGUAGAACAAAGAUUACAAGGGCUAUUAAAACUGUAAAGUCAAACCACCGUUUGAUUCUUUCUGGUACACCCAUUCAAAACAACGUGCUGGAACUAUGGUCCUUGUUUGACUUUUUGAUGCCUGGAUUCCUUGGUUCAGAAAAGCUGUUCAACGAGCGAUUUGGUAAGCCCAUCUUGGCCAGCAGAGACAGCAAGAGUUCGUCCAAGGAACAGGAAGCGGGUGCACUUGCACUAGAGGCUUUGCACAAGCAAGUGCUGCCAUUCCUGCUGCGUAGAUUAAAGGAGGAUGUGCUGCAUGACCUGCCACCCAAGAUCAUCCAAGAUUACUACUGCGAAUUGAGCGAUCUACAAAAGUCAUUGUACGAUGAAUUUGCCAAAUCUCAAGCGAGAUCAUCUGUGGAAGAGGACCUUGGCGCAGGCGUCGUGACAAAACCAGGAGAGAGACCUAAAGGAGCCACACACAUCUUCCAGGCACUCCAGUACCUUCGCAGAUUAUGUAACCAUCCUUUGCUCGUCGUCAGCGAUAAAUAUCCCAACUACAAAAAGGUCGAGACAUUCCUGAGCAAGACCAAUACAAAUAUACACAGCAUAUCCAACGCACCAAAACUACAGGCCUUAAAGCAAUUACUAGGCGAGUGUGGUAUUGGCGUUACCACUACCGAGUCAGACUCUGAUCCUGCUGCCAUGGCGAUAGGUGCUGUGAGUCAGCAUCGUGCCUUGAUAUUUUGUCAAUUAAAGCCCAUGCUCGAUAUCAUUGAAAACGAUUUAUUCAAGACACUGAUGCCUACCGUCAGUUAUCUACGAAUGGACGGGUCAGUGGAUGCCAGCAAACGCCAUGAAAUGGUACAAAAGUUCAACGCAGAUCCUUCCAUUGAUGUCUUGCUGCUUACCACACACGUGGGCGGUCUUGGUCUCAACUUGACAGGUGCUGAUACUGUCAUUUUUGUGGAGCAUGAUUGGAACCCCAUGAAAGAUUUGCAGGCCAUGGAUCGCGCACAUCGUAUCGGUCAAAAGAAGGUGGUGAAUGUGUAUCGUUUGAUUACCCGAGGCACGUUGGAAGAAAAGAUCAUGGGCCUUCAAAAGUUCAAAUUGAAUAUCGCCAAUUCUAUUGUCAACCAACAAAACUCGGGUCUGCAAAGUAUGGAUACAGAUCAAAUCCUAGACUUGUUUAAUGUGGGCAAUGAUGAUGCGUUGUCCUCUUCCAACAAAAAGAAGGCCAAAAACAACGAUGUGGCUGCAGAAGGUCUGGGUCCAGCGAAAGCAGUUUUGGAGAACCUGGAAACCUUGUGGGACGAAAAGGAUUACGAAGAAGAAUACAACAUUGAUAGCUUUAUUAGCAGCUUGAAUUAA
This is a messenger RNA of Mucor velutinosus, 5703 nucleotides long. RefSeq lists its product as uncharacterized. The transcript is spliced from 9 exons. The record is from RefSeq and is a predicted model, not a curated record. Gene Ontology annotation, molecular function: ATP binding; ATP-dependent chromatin remodeler activity; TBP-class protein binding. Lineage: Eukaryota; Fungi; Mucoromycota; Mucoromycetes; Mucorales; Mucoraceae. Bases 1 to 5703 code for a protein of 1900 amino acids.